GUCAUCAACACACGCCGCUGGUGCUUCGCUCCGAAACAAAAACGGAAUACAACAAACUAUACGUGAACCGGGGACAUAUUACAGCUAUGAGUGGAAGAAGUGGUUUCUAAAGCGUGUUUUACGACACCCUGUGACACAAGGACUGUGACGUCGGCGGUAUCCUCGUGCUCCAGCACGCGUCACGGCUGUUGACAACAAACUUGGCGCUAGCUAAAACAAAAAGCUAGCCACUUGGCGCGGUUUUGAAGAAGGGCAUUACCGAACUUACACGUUACCAGGAUGGACUGCAGCACAAAUGACGCGGCCAGCGAUGUGGCGCACGACUCUCCAGAAAACAGUGGCUCUUGCUCUGAUGAUGACGUGCCGCUCCCGAAGAAGCCACACAGGAAGGGGAAACAGUCGCGUGGAAACGGGCACAGAGCCGCCUCUAAGUCAGCAAAGAACAAAAGUGCUACGGAUGAUUCUUCAGAUGAUGAGCCUUUGACAAAAAAGAAAACACCAGCUAAGAAACCAGAGAAAAAAGGCACCAAGUCAAGCAAAUCUAAUGGCACAAAUGACAAGAAAGCAGCUGUUUCAGAUAUCAACUCUGAUGACGGCUCCGACAAGGGAAAAAUUGGCAGAAAGUCCUGUAAGGGGGCAAAGAAGUCUUCCCCCUCGCCUCCGAAAAAAUCUGAGGGAGACACAGAAUCAGAGAGUGAAGUUCAUAGCUCGGCCGAUGAUGAGACUUUCUGUGAAGUUCCCAAGAAGACUUACCCGAGGCGUAAGGCCUCUGCUCCUCCCAGAGUAAUAAAAUCUCAAAGGAAUGCAGGAAGGGGAAAGGUUAAAUACGUAGAGACUUCCAGUGACAACUCGGAUGAUAAACCGCUGCCUUUUGCAAGGGUGACAAAGGGUCCCAUAGAGCCAAUGUCUUCACCAGAGGGCAAGAAAACAAAACCUAAAGGCAAAUCCCCAAAAGAAGACCCAUCAUACUCAGACAGCCGCUCCGAAGAAGAUGAUGAUGAUGACGACGACAAGCCCCUGGUGAAGCUUGCUGCCAAGAAGAAGAAGAAACCAGGGAAGAAAAAUGCAAAGAAGGCAACUGCGUCACCAGGCAGAGAGUUGAGAAAGAGACGAGGACUCUCCGAUGAAAGUUCAGAUUAUGAACCCUCGAGUAAUAUCGGGAAAAAGAAACGUACAGGCAAACGAAGUCCAAAAAAACCGAAGGCUUCACCUCGGAAAAAGAAAAAAGCCACUCCCAAAAAGCCAAGAAAGAAGUCUGAGUCUGAGUCAGAGCCAUCAAGCCACAGUUCAGACGAUGAACCCUUAACCAAGGCAGCCACACACCCACAAGUGACCAAAAUCCUGGACAUUAUACUCGAGGUGUGAUGGUGAAGAAACUGGUGAUGCAGGGAGCCUGAAAAAACCCAGGAAAGAAACACAGAAUGAUGGGAAGAUGUCGAGGGAGGAGUCUGAGGAAUCACCAGAAGAAGAAUAGGCAGCGACCUUUCAGCUGGACGGGGAAGUUAAAAGCACCUCGUGGUUAAAGGACUUGCUAAAGUUUGAAUUCCUCCGAGGAACAUCCUAAAAAAACAAAAUCACACUUAGUGAUCACGUUAAGUGUUUUUUAUAUGUUGAUUUUAGGUGUUGAUAUUUUUACUCAUUUUUAAGUUUGGGACCAGUUUUUGUAGUUUCCCAAAGGAUUUUAUGCACAGUCUUUGAUGUUAUUUUACAAUGUGUGCCUAUUGUUUGCAUUUUCCAUCUCCUCUAGCUUUAAUGUUUUAGGAAAAAAGAAAACAAUGUAACGCUCACUGAUAUUAAGUUACAGCUCUGCUUUCAUAUGAAUUGUACGCUCAGCAUGCCGCGGAGAAUCUGUUGUGUUGGAUUAAACUGCUUUCACUGUGACAUUCAUAACCGAUGAGUCGGUCUCCAUUUCAGCUGAUGGCUACUUUAUUCUUGAGUUAUUUUAAUUCUAGUGAGAUUGGAUGUCAAAUUGGUUUUAUUAUAAUAAAAAGACUAACAAGCAAUUAA
Molecule: messenger RNA, 2007 nt
Organism: Pseudoliparis swirei
Lineage: Eukaryota; Metazoa; Chordata; Actinopteri; Perciformes; Liparidae
Product: nucleolar protein dao-5-like
Exons: 10
Coding region: 280-1365 (361 amino acids)
Source: RefSeq, a predicted model, not a curated record